UGUGCAAAGUGUGUAGAACCACCCGUAUUGUUCCUAUCUUUUUGGCUGGUUAUAGAAUCGAUCAAGUGGGCCUCAACUCAACUUCUCAUCUACAGUUUCGAUGGACUUUCUAUUCGGUGGGUUAACGUGGAAGAAUUUGGUCUCUCACUCUCUCGUCACCGAAGCUAAAUACCUGAGACUUAUCAGUUGUGAGCGCGGAUACCGAGGCUGCUAGCGGUUUUGUCCGUCACAGUCAGAGGAAUAGUGCAUCACCCGCCCCUUGUGUUCACACGCGAAUAUAAGCAAACACCUUGUCUGCAUAUUUUUCUAUCAUUUCAAUCCCUUCCCUCCUAAAAAGGUCCCACCGAUAACCUUAUCCUCUAUAUUUUUCUAUUGACAUUCACUCUCCUAUGAAGGAAUAUAAACAAACACCUUCUGUGCGUAUAUUAUAUCAUUCUAUUUAAAGGCUUAGUUCUCCGCUGUAAACUCUUCACAUCUGGUGUGGAUGUGAAUUUCCAGUCCGUUUCUAAUGAAAUCCCACAACCGGAAACUGCAAGCAUACAACGAUGGAGUCUAUGCCAUCCCUUCUUUGUCCGCCGUUCACAACCUCCCAUCCUCUCCAUCACCACCAUCCAGAGAGCCCAUUUUCAUACAAUCAGCUCCACCGCCACAACAACAAUACCAACAACCAAUCACUGCUUUCGAUUCCUCCAUGGUCCUCACCGUCCUAGUCCUCCUUACUGCUUUAUUCUUCAUGGGCUUUUUCUCAAUUUACAUCCGUCGAUUCUCCGACGAUCAUACUCCGAUCAACAAUUCACGUUACCACCGCCGACGACCUCAGAAUCCACCCCCUUUAAUUCAGUGCGUCAAGGGCUUGACCCGGAAAUCGUACGGUCGCUGCCGUUGUAUUAUUACCAUGAGGACGCCAAGUACCAGAUUGAUUGUGCGAUAUGUCUCGGGGAGCUGGAAGAGCAAGAGGUCGUUAAAAUGAUUCCGUACUGUAAGCACGUCUUCCACGUGGAGUGCAUUGACAGAUGGCUUAGUAUGCACGCCACGUGUCCGGUUUGUAGGGGCACCCGGUUUUACGAGGCGGAGUGCAGUGGUGGCAGUUGUUUUCUUUUGGUUGUCGAUCGUGUGGCGGAGGAGGCAACGGUUGAUCACGGUGGAAGCGAGUUGCAUGGGGGAUCAACAGUUCGGAAUGCGGACACAAGUGAUCAUGUAACAAGGGAAGGGGCAUCAAUGGGUAUUAGGAGGUCUAGUAGUUGUACAGUUUUAACUGAUAGGGCGUCGCUGCAGAGAAGUUCGAGCCUCUUAUUAGUGUGAAAACUGAUGAACAUUAUUUACACUCCAUUUUUUUACUAAGUACACCUUAUUAAUUCUUUAAAAACACAUUAGAGUGAAGUGUACUUAGUAAAAAAUGAGGUGCAAAUAAUGUUCAUAUGACAAAAACUGAAAGACAUUGUAGAUAAUUAGAUAUGUACGUACUUUUUUUCUUUCGAAAAGAAAAAAAGAUUAGUUACAAUGUUCAUUAUUCUCGCAAGGAAAAAGAAUAAAUAAGUCGUCUGGUUAAUA
Molecule: messenger RNA, 1551 nt
Organism: Tripterygium wilfordii
Lineage: Eukaryota; Viridiplantae; Streptophyta; Magnoliopsida; Celastrales; Celastraceae
Product: RING-H2 finger protein ATL57-like
Exons: 1
Coding region: 967-1302 (111 amino acids)
Source: RefSeq, a predicted model, not a curated record